CACAGAACUUCAAGGGGACCUUCCAAGCGUGCUUGAGCGGGUCGGGGCUGAUCUCGUACGACGAUUUCAAGAAGAAGCACGACGAUUCCAAGCAAAGGAACGAAGAAGGGAAGGCGGAUGAGCCGAUCAAAGUGGUGAACGACCUAAUCAAAGAGCUGGAGAAUCUCCACCUCCUCAUGAAUGUGGACGAGCACAUUCUUGAAUUCAUAGAUGAGUGGUUUGGGAAGAUGUAGAAUCUCAACAUCUUGUACCUCGGGCGAUGGAAGGCCUUGAUGGCUCACCACAUCGAGGUGGAGGAUCCCAAGUUCUUCGAGAAGCUCAGGAGCUUGAAGUACGUCAAGUUUCUGAGCCUCCAGGGGGUUUCCAACAUCAUCGCGCUCUACAACUCCAUCCUCGAGCUCACGAACCUCGAGGUGCUCGACCUCAGGGCUUGCGUGAACCUCGAGAGCAUCCCGGAGAAGAUUGAGAAGCUAAAGAAGCUGAAGCAGCUGGACAUGUCGGAGUGCUACUUGCUUGCGAAAAUGCCAAAAGGCCUCUCAUUACUCAAAUACCUAAAGUGCUAAAGGGCUUCUUCGUGACCGAAGACAAAGUUGGGUACCAAAAAGGCUGCACGAUUGGAGAUUUGAAGCAGCUGGAGUUUCUCGAGAAGCUUUGCAUCUACAAUGACUGGAAGGA
This is a messenger RNA of Salvia splendens (bonfire salvia), 675 nucleotides long. Its product is annotated as putative disease resistance protein RGA3. The record is from RefSeq and is a predicted model, not a curated record. Gene Ontology annotation, molecular function: protein binding. Bases 273 to 563 code for a protein of 96 amino acids. The transcript has a single exon. NCBI's taxonomy places the organism in Eukaryota, Viridiplantae, Streptophyta, Magnoliopsida, Lamiales, Lamiaceae.